Molecule: messenger RNA, 5901 nt
Organism: Procambarus clarkii (red swamp crayfish)
Lineage: Eukaryota; Metazoa; Arthropoda; Malacostraca; Decapoda; Cambaridae
Product: sodium-coupled monocarboxylate transporter 1
Biological process (GO): sodium ion transport; transmembrane transport
Cellular component (GO): membrane
Molecular function (GO): symporter activity
Source: RefSeq, a predicted model, not a curated record
UCGAAUUAUCAUUAACAUCAUCUCUAAGCAAGAAUUUUAACUCAAAAUAAUUAUCAAAUAUCGUAAUACAACUGCUAUAAAGAGCAUAUAUAUGUUUUUACGAAACUUCGGUACGCGCAGAAGUGUUCUGCUACCCUAGUGUAUAUGAGUGAUUACAGAGCAUAGAUUACGAGCCAGAGAGAGCUGGCUGAAGGUGUAGAAGCGAGGCCCGGUGUUAUCAGCGGGACUUCCUUUGCCUGUGUGUCUUACCCAGCGUCCAGUGGUAAGACACCUUAACGUGUCUCUCUGUAAGUGUCUCUUACCGUGCUAAACCGCCAGUCUGUCUCUCUGGGGGCCUGGCGCUGUGGCCUCCACCGUGUUAAAGAUUCCUCUGGUCAACGUUCAUUCUCCCGUGCGCUGAUGUUGGUGGGAAGGUUGAACAUUUGAUCGUUGUUUAAGCACUUCUCUGCUCGGAUGCAGGAUUCGUGUGAGUCUAGGUCAGGAACCAGCCAAGGAGGAGCCUAGUGAUCGGGAGGUGUGAGAGUGGUGUGAGUACCGUCACUCCUGUGAGUACCGUCACUCCUGUGAGUACCGUCACUCCUGUGAGUACCGUCACUCCUGUGAGUACCGUCCAUCAUCGCCAGCCUCAGUAGAGCCAGCGGGGGACGCGUGCAGUGAUCUACGCACUACACGAAGAACAUUAUCAGGGAGGAUACCGUCUUUGGUGACUGUCACUUGUUCUCUCUCCGUCCACCAAGAGGCCAAACAUUCUUGUGUAAGACCUUUAAGAAGUUAAACCUUCUUGGGAAAGAGCUUCAAGGAGCCAAAUUUUCUCGGAUAAAAGCCCCUAAAGACUAUCAGCAUGGCCCUUGGGAUCCUGGACAUCGUGCUGCUGGCGCUGUCGGUGGUGGCCAGCGCCGCUAUCGGUAUCUACUACGGGGUUAAGGGCCUUAAAUCCACGCCCCUGGAGUACCUCCUGGGAGGGCGGUCGAUGAAGCCCUUGCCCCUGGCGCUGAGCAUGAUGGUGGGCACCAUAUCCGCCAUCACCAUCAUGGGCAACGCUGGCGAGAUGUACGCCUACGGCACCCAACUCUGGGUCAUGGACUUGGGCAUCGUCCUGGGCCUCGUCAUCGUCGCUAAGGUCUUCAUCCCCAUCAUGUACCCGCUACACAUGGUCUCUCUCUACCAGUAUGUGGAGCGACGGUUCAAUUCCCGUUGGCUGCGGCAAGCGACGGUGCUGCUGCAGCUGCUGGGCGGCUACACCUUCAUCGGGUUCCUCCUCUACCCACCGUCCAUCGCCCUACAGGCCUUCACCGGUCUCUCCAUCAUCUCAAACAUCGUUAUCAUCGGCUCCACCUGCACCCUCUACUCUGCUUUCGGUGGCGUGAAGGCAGUGGUGUACGCGGACGUGUUACAGUCACUGGUAAUGUUGGCGGGAGUUCUCGCCAUCGUCAUCCAGGGCGCCGUCUUCUUCGGCGGCAUCGACAACGUUUGGGACAUCGCCUACCAUGAGAACAGGAUCGAAUUCUUCAACUGGAACCUGGACCCAUACCAGCGCCACAGCUUCUGGCUCUGCAUCACCAUGGGCUUCUUCUUCACCCUGGGCACCUACGGCGUCAACCAGAGUCAGACUCAGCGCUACUUCAGCACCGGAUCAGUCCAGCAGGCGCAAUGGGUGUUGUACUACGCCGCCAUGGGGAUGGUCUUGCUGCGGGCCUUGAUCCACCUGUCCGGCCUGGUCAUGUUCGUCUACUUCAAGGACUGCGACCCCCUCACCGCCCCGGGCAGCCAUAGGGACCCCUCCAUCGUCGUGGUCACGUAUGUCCUCAAGGUCCUGACGCAGAUCCCCGGUCUGACGGGACUCUUCGUUGCCGCCAUCUACGCCGCCGUCCUCAGUUCGGUGUCAACACAGCUCAACUCCAUGACGGCUCUGCUGUGGGAGGACUUCCUCAAAGUCAUGCCAAUUUUCGCAAACUGGAGUGAAGUCAAAGUUGGCGGACUACAGAAGGUGCUAGUGUUUUCGGCGGGAGUGCUGGGGAUCAUCCUGGGCCUGGCGGUGUCGCAGCUGGGCUGGUCCUUCCUGAGGGCUCUCUUCGCUAUCAACGGCGCCCUCUCCGGCCCUCUCAUCGGCCUCUUCCUCACAGCCGUCUACCUCCCGUGGGUCAACUCGAAGGGAGCCUCUGCAGGUUUUGCCGUAUCCAUCUUUCUCAGCGUCUGGAUUGCCAUUGGCCAGCUCACUCAGCCCAAGACGGACUUCUUGCCACUGUCUCGAGCCGGGUGUCCAGUAGCCAACACGACGGUGGCCCUUCCGUUCAACCUCACCACCACCACUACCUCCACCACUCCCAUUACCAUUACCACCCCCGCUGGUCCUUCACUCAUGAGCACCUUGGCGCUAAACUCAACCCUGGCACCAGAGUCAAUCCAGCCAUCUGACACGGCUCACCCGCUCUACGGGCUCUCUUACUGCCUCAACUCCCUGUGGGGGACGCUCCUGUGUAUCAUCGUGGCCCUCAUCGUCACUGCUGUUACUGGCUUCAACAAGCCCACUGACGUGGAGGAGAAGCUGAUCGCCCCGCAGUCGUGGGUCUUGUUCCAGAGAUCGCUUAUUCUCCAGGGCAAGGAGUUCUUCUGCAAGACUAUCCUUCGUAGGUCAUCCCACAUCAAGGAGGAAAAUGAUGCGGACAUUGAAGUUAAGGAUCCUCUACACAAUUCCAUGGAAUCCAAGGGAGCCAGAGAGGUCGACGUCGAGAGCAGAGGAGCCGUAUGAAGGGAAUAUUUCCGGAAAGCGAAAGGCUGUCUGGAUGCACAUUACUAUCGAGUAUUGGUGAUCUUUAAUCUUAAAUUCCAGAUGCCGUCUAAAAAUAUAUAUUUGCUAUUCAAAGGUACCCCUGAAUGUACAUUCUGUCACAAUAAUGUUUAGUUAUUGUUUUAAGUUAAGCAUGCCGGCGAAGGCAGCCAUCACCUCGGAUGUGUUCGUGAAAAUCAAUAAUGAAACGACUUUUCUGAAAAAGAGGAAGUGGUGUUUCCAGCGGAAGGAAAAAUGUCUUCAGAUAAAUAAAACUCCACACGGAGAUUACAAGAACGUGGCGUAUAUAUGAAAAAAUAUUGAGGUCAUUGAAUGGGAUCGAAUCGUGGGGAGUCCAGGAACGUGGAUUCAAUCCCAUUAUACAGUUUCAAUAUUUUAUCAGAACUGCGAAUGUCAUGCCACUCUAUGACAAUGAGUGGCAACCAAUGCGCUCACGGCACCAAGAAAAAUGUCUUUAAAAUGAGUCACAAGCGUCUUACACAGCACUAUGCCUCUGACUACCUAAGCAAGCAGUCAUGACUCCAAAGACAUCCGGUUGACAGAGAAGUGUUGUGGUGCUGAAGAUACAGUGUUGAUCUGUAUGUUGGACGACACCCACUGGAAUCAAAUACCUCUCAGAGGAUUAUAUCCAAACUGUAGAGUUUCCAAUUAUUAUCUUGACUUUGUGUAUGAUACUUCUUUAUUCAUUUUCUGAUAGUCUAGAUAUUAUUAGCUUUUAUUAUUUAUUUUAGACAAAAUAUUAUCUCAAUUGUUUCAUGUAUUCAGUUGUCUGUCUCUGCUGUACGACCAAUUAUGUUGAUAACACAAAAGUGAAAGCUUUUGUAUCAUAUCAUCGUGUAAGUGAGGCUGCAUCUACUUAAGAAUUACAUAUGUACUAGGAAAGAGUAUGGAAAGUUACUUAUUUUUCUUGCUAUUCUGUUUAUUUGAAAACAUUUCGAGUCACUCUGGAAAUGUUAGGACCUUCUCGCCCAUAAGAUUACUGGGGUUGUAAUUUGCUGCUGCCCACUGUGUAGUGGGGAAGGCAGGGGAGGGGAGGAAGCCUGCCACUGUGUAGUGGUGGAUGGCGGGGGGGAAAUAGCCAUUUUGUGGACUCGACCGCUUUUUGCAGGUCGCCGUUCGAUCCCAGAUGGUCCAGUUGGAUGGGCACCGUUCCUUCACUCCUUUCUCAUAUCCCAGCUCUUAUCCUAUCCUCAUAUCUCAGCUCUUAUCCUGUCCUCAUACUCCAGCUCUUAUCCUGUCCUCAUAUCCCAGCUCUUAUCCUAUCCUUAUAUCUCAGCUCUUAUCCUGUCCUUAUAGUCCAGCUCUUAUCCUGUCCUUAUAUCCCAGCUCUUAUCCUGUCCUCAUAUCUCAGCUCUUAUACUGUCCUCAUAGUCCAGCUCUUUUCCUGUCCUCAUAUCCCAGCUCUUAUCCUGUCCUCACAUUCCCAUUAUCUAUCCUGUCUUCAUAUCCCAACUCUUAUCCUGUCCUCAUAUCCAAGCUCCUAUCCCAUCUUCAUAUCCCAGCUCCUAUCCUGUCUUCAUACCCCAGCACCUAUCCUGUCCUCACAUUCCUAGCACCUAUCCAGUCCUCUUAUCUCUUUCAAGUGAUAUAUAGUCAUACUGAAUUAGCGCUUUUUCCUUAUAAUUUUCCAAACCUGUUUGUAGUAACUUUUAAAAUGAGAAACUUGUAUAAUACUGCUUGACCACACGUUAUAAUUUUCACUGCAACAUUUUCAUUAAAAGAUUAUUCCCCUAAAAUAUACAAAUCUCAGUGAAAUAAAAAAAAUUGAUAUAUCUACGAUUGAAUGUGGAGUUAGAUGCCAUUCUUUGGUUUCAUUAUUUGUUCCUACAGAUCAACUCUCUCGCAUUUUUGUUUUCUCCUUUUUUGUUAGGAAAUCUCUCUCAUGUCCACAACGCAAUUCCUAAAGAGGCUGCUUAAUGUCCAUCCUACAAAAAAAUAGGUUAGGAAUUUACAUUUUUAUGUCGUGAGGUUUGGAUGCGUUUGUACAAGAAUGAGUACCAUUCACGAGCAAGCUUCACACUGCUUGCUAAUGAGUGAGCAAGUACCAUUCAUGAAGCAAGCAGUGGUGAUUGGGGAUGUGCCCCAUUCCCAAUCACCACUGUUUUCCCAACUCAUGGAAACUGGCAUACAUUAGACCCGUCGCAAAACAAGUAAUACUUUCUUCCGUCAAACGGGAGGUCUCAUAGUCCUCCCGUUUGGCGGGAAGGAUUGUGGCUCAUGACUCCUCGGCUCAUUACUGCUUCUGAAAGCAUGUGUCCCAUCGCACGUCAGUAACUAUCGCUGGGAAACAUGUUACACACUCACACAUACUGUAGGAAUGCUUCCUCAUUUUGGCUUUUAAAAUAUUGGGACUCGAAUCUCGUGUGCUAUAGAGGUUUGUGUUAGAUAUUUCUGAAUCAUGAGAAAGAAUAGUAAAUGUCGCACAGUGGACUGGAUAAAUGUACAAGUCCUCGUGUACUAUGGAGGUACUUCACCUGUUACACAGUGGUACGCAUACCAGUCCUUGUGUACUCUGGAGGUACUUCACCAAUUAUACAGUGGUACUAAUACCAGUCCUUGUGUACUCUGAGGUACUUUACCAAUUAUACAUUGGUACGAGUACCAGUCCUCGUGUACUCAGAAGGUAUUUCACCAGUUAUACAGUCAUAUUCUGCCUCACCAUCAUAUUCUAGCACCAUAUACCUGAACAAAGCCAGUAACAGAAGCCAGCCUCAUGUCUGACUCUCUAUCAUUCCUUGUAAAUACUUAGAACAUUAAUAAGUAGCACAAUUAACCUACACUAUGAAACGAAUUACACAAUUUGUAUCAAAUUAUUCAAUUAUCAUUGAAUAAUUAUAACUGAAUCAUUUUUGCUAAUGAUUCUUAAUCUGUUUUUACAUGUUUAGUCAAUGUUGAUAUCAGAUAGAAGAAUCUUACAUUCAAUAUUAAACUCUAUUGCGUGUAUUUGUAUUAUAUUUUUAUAUGGAAAGUACUGUACUUAUGUAUUUAGUUCGGUUAAUAUAAUAUUUGCUGAGUCUUUUGAAGAAAUCUCAGAACGCUAUGCAAAGUGUUGUACUUACCUCUCUGCUCUGGUGUACAGAGACUAUGUGUACAUUAUAUGUAUAUUGAAUCAU